This is a messenger RNA of Solanum pennellii, 1861 nucleotides long. Its product is annotated as probable protein phosphatase 2C 52. NCBI's taxonomy places the organism in Eukaryota, Viridiplantae, Streptophyta, Magnoliopsida, Solanales, Solanaceae. Gene Ontology annotation, molecular function: protein serine/threonine phosphatase activity. Gene Ontology annotation, biological process: protein dephosphorylation. Bases 443 to 1861 code for a protein of 472 amino acids. The record is from RefSeq and is a predicted model, not a curated record. The transcript is spliced from 6 exons.
GUUAUAAUGCUUUGAUCUGAUGUUGUUUUGCUUUUGGGGUUACGUAAAAAAGGAUUCUUGUGUCGACAAAAUCUACCACUUUGUUAGAACUCUUUUGCUUUAUAUGUCUGCUCCACUAAGUAGUGCAAAGAUUCAAAUUUUAUCAGACUGUUUUUCCUCUAUCUUUGGUUUUACUUUUUUUUUUGUUAACUUUGUUUAUCCUCUGGAAAAGACUGAAAUUUUGACAUUUGAGGUGAAAGGUUGAAUCUUUUUGACAUUUGUGUGCAGUAACUUUUCCUUUUCAGUGCAAUAUUUUGACCAAGAUUAAAAAGAAUCGCGUUGGAUGCUUGUGAGUUCUACAGUUUUUUUUGCUUAGUUGACAAUUCAGUCUGAUCCAGUUUCAUUGGGAGGAAGAACAUUUCUUUUGUUGUGGAUCAGAUGGUCUCUUUGUGUUUCUGAGAAAAUGGGGGGUUGUGCUUCUACCAGCAAUCAUAGUACUUGUAGUAGCAGGAGCAACGGAGAACGAGUUUCCCCUGAAUGUUUGGGGAUAAGUAUGUUUAGUCGAAAGAGGAUUAGAAAAACUUUUUCUGAUCCUGUUACUACAUUGCAACAUCUGACUUCAAUACCUAAUCGGAUAUUCAAAAAUGGGAAGAGCAGGACUUCUUGCAUAUUCACUCAACAGGGUCGUAAAGGCAUAAACCAGGAUGCCAUGGUUGUCUGGGAAGAUUUCAUGGCUGAAGAUGUGACCUUUUGUGGGGUAUUUGAUGGUCAUGGUCCACAUGGCCAUCUUGUCGCACGCAAAGUAAGGGAUGCACUGCCCUUGAAGCUAGCGUCGUUUUUGCAAUCAUUUGACUCAAAGCACAACGGUUCUACUGCAAAUUGCUGCAGUGGUGAUAAAAAAUUGGAUGUGGUGGAUCCUGAUAAGGAUGGAGGGAUGGAGGAUAAAGUGGACUACUUGUGGAGAGAAGCUUUCCUUAAAUCAUACAAGGCCAUGGAUAAAGAACUAAGGUCCCAUCCUAAUUUAGAUUGCUUUUGUAGUGGGAGCACUGCCAUUACACUUGUGAAACAGGGUUCAAAUCUUUUUAUGGGCUAUAUUGGUGAUUCUCGGGCAAUCAUGGCAUCAAAAGACAGUAAUGAUUCAAUGGUGGCAGUUCAAUUGACUGUUGAUCUCAAGCCUGACUUACCCAAGGAAGCUGAGAGGAUAAAACGAUGUAAAGGUCGGGUUUUUGCUUUGCAAGAUGAGCCUGAGGUGCAGAGAGUGUGGCUGCCAUUUGAUGAUGCCCCUGGUUUAGCAAUGGCUCGGGCAUUUGGGGAUUUCUGCUUGAAGGAAUAUGGGGUGAUUUCUGUUCCAGAAUUUUCUCACCAUAUUCUUACUGAAAGGGACAAGUUCAUAGUUCUAGCUUCUGAUGGGGUUUGGGACGUCUUGAGCAACGAGGAAGUGAUUGAGAUAGUGUCAUCAGCUCCUACACGAGCAUCAGCUGCCCGAAUCCUGGUUGACUCAGCUGCACGCGAAUGGAAAACUAAAUAUCCAACAUCAAAGAUGGAUGAUUGUGCAGUUGUUUGCUUAUUCUUAGAUGGGAAAAUGGACUCUGAAUCCGAUAACGAGGAUCAAUGUUUCUCCUCUGCUACCCUUCAGAGCAACCACUCUGGUAACGCUGUGGAAUCAGACGACGGACAGAACUCUGAGCCAUCUCUGCAGAGGAACUUCACGGUUAGAUCAGCUGAAGAAAACGACACCUACAAACGAAUCGUUGCAGAAGUAGAAGCAAAUCAAGAAGCUAUGUCAACUGAAGAACAAAACUGGUUAGGAUUAGAAGGUGUCACUAGGGUAAACUCCCUAGUUCAGCUUCCAAGAUUUUCUGAAGAAAGGCCAAGACCUUAA